Molecule: messenger RNA, 2282 nt
Organism: Durio zibethinus
Lineage: Eukaryota; Viridiplantae; Streptophyta; Magnoliopsida; Malvales; Malvaceae
Product: zinc transporter 4, chloroplastic-like
Biological process (GO): zinc ion transmembrane transport
Cellular component (GO): plasma membrane
Molecular function (GO): zinc ion transmembrane transporter activity
Source: RefSeq, a predicted model, not a curated record
CCAUAUUUUAACGAAAGGUCACAACUGUAGACGCCACCUCUUCAUGGAGUUUGCCUUUUCGUCCAACAAUGUCGACACUCUCUCCUUAUUCGCCUUUCUUUAUAUGUUGUCCCGUCUUCCUUUCUCUGGUUUCCAUGCCUUUGUCCAAUCAUUUAUUACUUCAACUUUAACAUCUCAUCAUCAUCAACACUACCAUCAUCCCUUCGAUCUCUUUUUGUUGGUCCUUUUGAUUGUUAUACGUGUUACUAUUCGUCCUUCUUCUUCGUCACUUUGAUUUGUCAUUUGUCAUCGUAAAACUAACAAAAGAAAAGAGAAAAACCUUCCCUUUCUUCCUAGUUAUAUAUAUAUUGAACCCACCACCAACUUUACUUUAUAUUUUCUCUUCCCAUGUUUCUCAUCGAGGAUAUAUGGCCUCUGCUUUGCCUUGAUCGUUUCGGAUCAAAGACUAGGCUUUUCUCAGAGUCCCUUUUUCAGACAAUAGCCGAUUCAAUGAGCAACACAAGCUGCGAAUCCUCGGACCUAGAGGUUUGUCGUGACGAAUCAGCCGCCUUGAAGUUAAAGCUCAUAGGCAUAGCCUCAAUCCUCCUCGCAGGAGUUGCUGGCAUUGCUAUUCCAUUCAUAGGCAGGCACCGUAAGUUCCUCCAUACAGAGGGGAGCCUCUUUUUUGCCGCCAAGGCAUUUGCAGCUGGCGUAAUUCUUGCUACUGGCUUUGUCCACAUGCUCUCUGGUGGUAAUGAAGCUCUUACGGAUCCUUGCUUACCAAAAUACCCUUGGUCAAAGUUCCCAUUUCCGGGGUUCUUUGCUAUGAUUGCUACUUUGGUUACUUUGCUCGUGGAUUUUGUGGGAACUCAAUAUUACGAGAGGAAACAAGGUUUGGCUAGAGGAAGUACUGAAGAGCAGGGUAGAGUCGGGUCGUUAGAGGCGGAUUCAGAGUCUGGGAUAGUGCCUGAUGUGGAAGGGAAGGAUUGGAAUGGGAAGGUUUUUGGGGAAGAGGAUGGUGGCGGCAUGCACAUUGUUGGGAUGCAUGCGCAUGCAGCACAUCAUAGGCAUAGUCAUCCACAUGGACAAGAUGGCUGUGAUGGGCUACUGAGGAGUCGUGGACAUGAAGAUGACCAUGGACAUGGGCAUAGUCAUGGACAUGAACAUGGCUUUGGAGGUGGGGAUGAUGAUAGCGGAAUUAGGCACGUCGUUGUUUCCCAGAUUUUGGAGCUUGGAAUUGUAUCACACUCCGUAAUCAUUGGCCUAUCACUAGGUGUUUCCCAGAGUCCAUGCACAAUAAGACCUCUAAUUGCAGCGUUAUCAUUUCAUCAGUUCUUUGAAGGAUUUGCACUUGGAGGCUGCAUCUCGCAAGCACAAUUCAAAACUCUACCAGCCACAAUCAUGGCAUGUUUUUUUGCCAUAACAACCCCAUCUGGAAUUGGCAUUGGGACUGGCAUUUCUUCAUUCUACAAUCCUUACAGCCCAGCAGCUCUGGUUGUGGAAGGCAUCUUAGACUCUUUAUCAGCUGGAAUUCUAGUUUAUAUGGCUUUAGUAGAUCUAAUUGCUGCAGAUUUUCUGAAUAAGAGGAUGAGCUGCAAUUUUAGGCUUCAAGUAGUAUCUUACUUCAUGCUCUUCCUAGGAGCUGCUAUGAUGUCUUCCCUUGCCAUCUGGGCGUAAAUUUUAGUAUAGAGGUAACUGUUUAUUACUUCUUUUUUGCGCGUUUAUUUUUAUAAUGCAACCGGAAAUCAUAAAAUUCUUUAUAACCUGUUGUAAAAUUUGCAAAUCUAUAUAAAUAUAAUGACAGCAACACCCCCAAAGUGAAGGGAAUUGAUGGUUCAAUCUUGCUAACAACUCUCUUAUGUAGUUUGGAUGACAGAUAAUACCUCUUUGGCUUGAACUUCCGCAAGGUAGUUUGGUUUAUUAAAACAACCUCCAGACGCGGUAAUCGCUGUUUACUCUUGGUAAACCUGUUAAAGCAUUCUACUCUUUUCCCUCGUGCCCUGAUGAAGCUGCCAGAUAUUUGAGGUUUAUAUAUUUCAUUAGAAAAAAACUGAAAAAUUUUCAAAAGUUUAAUGAUAAAUUCAUCCAAUAAAAUAGUUCAAUAUUAAAUUUUGAGGUUUUUAAUUUGAGUGCUUCGUAUUCUGUUUAAGACCCAAGGUAUAUAAACGAAAGGAAGAUGUAAAAAAUAAAGAAAAAUGCCGCUUCUAGUUAGAUAGAAGCAAAACUUUUCUAUAUAUAAGAAAUUAAAUUAUUAACAAUUUUUUAAAUUUGAAACUAUCAGAAUUUGAAAAUUUUAUAUUGAA